GAAGCUAGGUUUGCCGAAUUAGACAGCCAAACACGGCUUACAAAGAAAUACAAAACCCUCUCUCUCUCUUUUUGUCUUUCUCUCUCUAGAAACUCUCUCUCUCUCUCUCUCUCUUCUGAUACAAAAAAAAUGGCGGUGUCUACUAGAAAAGCCUCGAGCGGACCAGUUAUCCGGUCACCAACACCGGCCGGAAGAUUUUCCGGCGGGUACUCUCGCUCACCGUCUUCCUCUUCCUCAGCCUUCGCUUAUUCCAGUUCAAGUUUCUCUUCCAGAUCGACGACCUUCUUCAACAACCACCACCGCUCCGCCUCGCCGCCACGCGUCAACAUGUACGGAGCCUCCCCUACGUCGUCUCCUUCGGUGCGAUUCUCCAUCGACCACCACCGCUCGAUCUCUCCCAACAGAUCCAUCUCCGUCUCCCCACGCGGCGGCGCGUCCGGCGCUGUCGGCAACCCCCACCACCACCAGCAGAUCGUGAAGCGCACCACCCCUCAGAAACGAACCUGUAUGUGCUCUCCCACCACUCACCCUGGCUCCUUCCGCUGCAGCUUACACAAGGGCUUCGGUUCCCAGUCGCACUCACAGUCGGCUCCGCCGAACAGACUCAACGCUCGUAGAUCGGCGAUGACGAACUCCCUCGUCCGAAUCGGCGGCGUUGAAGGCGAUCUAGUGAAGCGAGCCCUUGCGGCCUUGAUUCGACCCUCCUCCCACCAACAGCGGCGGCGCGCCGACUUUCGGCCGCGGCCGAGCCGGCUCUCGGCGAUGACGAAAGCAGCCGAUGAGUGAUUUAUGGUACGUUGACCGUUAAAUCUCUUAGCUUGACUGUUAUCUUACGGUAACGGUGACGACGACGGAGGCGUCAGAGACUUAUAAAGCUGCUUCAGGUUACGAAGAGCUUGGCGACUCGGAAAGCAGCGGAAUUGGAUUGAGUAUUUUUUUGGUGUAAUCCGGUGACCGAAAUUUCCAUAUAUACCCCCUCCCCCCUCUACCCUGUAUAUAUAAAAAUCAUAUAUAAUCUCUCUUAUCAGAGCCUGCUACUGA
This is a messenger RNA of Quercus robur (English oak), 1041 nucleotides long. RefSeq lists its product as uncharacterized. The transcript has a single exon. NCBI's taxonomy places the organism in Eukaryota, Viridiplantae, Streptophyta, Magnoliopsida, Fagales, Fagaceae. The record is from RefSeq and is a predicted model, not a curated record. Bases 130 to 786 code for a protein of 218 amino acids.